AUGGUUGACCCAUAUCCCUACCAGUCCGCCAACACCAUCUACGGUCAUCUCCGCUCGUUGAGCAACACGAUCGGAGGCCUAGGAGAUAUAGUGACUUCUCUACACUUCUCAGCCGUAUCUCCCGAAUCAACAGACACAAACAUGCCUUCUUUCAGUCCACCAGGAUCUAUUCGUCGCCGCUUUCUUAGGAUCAUCAGUUUUGGUCGAUACAGCAGUCGCAGCGCGGAUGACACAGAGCCACUCACCAAAGCUCGUGAUCCCCCACGAAGACACAGUGCACCAGCUGAUAUGGACGUACCAUCAAACGAGCAACCUACAUAUACCGCGCACCAAAGUCAACACUCUUCUGACAGUGCUCAAACUACUAUCGUUCAUGAUGUAUCACCAGGCGCGACUCCUUUCUCCAUCGAUACUUUCCGAGGCCAACAUCGUCACAUGUCCGAUACCGAGUUCGAUACGCCUAGUCAACCAGAAGCAGAACCAGAGACCAUCGACACUGCCAUUCGUGCCGAUGAGGCAAGCUGGGAUCCAACACGCCUUCGCCGCAACAAGUCAAUCAUGCAUUGCAACAUCUGCAAUCGCAUCUGGGAGUACAAUCAAAUCCACUGUCCGGGCUGUGCUGCUAGGACGCUCCACCAUAUAUCUGGAUCUAGCGAGGACUCGUACACCGACAGUGAAGUCAGUGGACAUGACCCUCACCCUCUUCAUCAUCGGCCAGGUAGACGCAUUCCUGAACGUGAUGUUUUGCCGACGGAAAGCAGUUGGGCUACGCACGAACUUGAGGCUGGUACCGCUGAAGAGUCUUGGGCAACGACUACGGCCGAUGUAUCUGCGACAGAGACUGCACAAGCUUCCAGCGAGCAGUCUACAGAAACUCAUCCAGCUAGCAAGGAUCCGGGCAAGAAGCAUCGUACCACUCACUACGCGGCCAUAUAUUGCUGUUGCAGGAACGCAAAUACGCACCAAGAUUCAAGCACUGAUGUAUGUACUCAGCCAUGCACACUUCGCAUAUGGCCUAUCACUGCAGCUGGCCAAGCAGUGUGCAGAUGUUCGAGAUGUGGAAGUCGUCAUGUGCGCGGAUACGUGGAGAUCUUGGAAGAUCAUGCCCCAAGCUGUGAGCGCGGUGAUGGAGGUCACGAAGUGACUGUCAAGAAGGAAGGGUCUUGGUUAAUGAGAUUGUUGAGGUGGUUUUGCUGUUGCUGA
Messenger RNA from Aureobasidium melanogenum CBS 110374, 1203 nucleotides. RefSeq lists its product as uncharacterized. The transcript has a single exon. The coding region runs from base 1 to 1203 and encodes 400 amino acids. NCBI's taxonomy places the organism in Eukaryota, Fungi, Ascomycota, Dothideomycetes, Dothideales, Saccotheciaceae. The record is from RefSeq and is a predicted model, not a curated record.